CAGAGUUAACGAAGAAAGACAGAAAGUUUAUCCGAAUAUAGCGAUAACAUCUUUGCAUGAAAAAAAUAUUAGACACGAAUCUGAAAUUGGUUGGUCAUAUUUACAUUUUAUAAAUUCCCCCCCUUUGAAACCAAAGAGUCUAGGGUUUGAGUGUUGAAAAAAAUUCCCAUAGGGGGUGUCGGUAGACAGUCGUUGUCAAGUUGUUCACCAGUAAGGUGCUUUGUAGUUUUCAUUCCUCCCUUCUUUAACACAACUAUGGGCACCAGAGACGAUGAAUACGAUUAUCUCUUUAAAGUCGUGUUGAUUGGAGAUUCUGGAGUCGGUAAAAGUAACCUGCUCUCUAGAUUUACUAGAAAUGAAUUUAACCUGGAAUCCAAGUCCACCAUAGGAGUGGAGUUUGCUACUAGGAGCAUACAGGUGGAUGGAAAGACAAUUAAAGCUCAGAUUUGGGACACAGCUGGACAGGAACGUUAUCGAGCCAUUACAUCUGCUUACUAUCGUGGAGCUGUUGGUGCCCUCUUAGUGUAUGAUAUUGCAAAACAUUUGACAUAUGAAAAUGUGGAAAGGUGGUUGAAAGAACUUCGUGACCACGCUGAUCAAAACAUUGUCAUCAUGUUGGUUGGAAACAAGUCUGAUUUGCGGCACUUGCGAUCAGUUCCUACGGACGAAGCUCGAGCAUUUGCUGAACGUCACAGCUUGUCGUUCAUCGAAACAUCGGCUUUGGAUUGCACUAACGUGGAGACCGCCUUUCAUAAUAUUCUAACUGAGAUCUACCGCAUCGUGUCUCAGCGACCGAUGCACGACAGCCCGGAUGAAGACUCUCCCCCAGGAAAUUCCGGUCCUAUUCAAAUUUCGCCGACCGAACCCAACGCAGGAAGUAAAUCCAAUUGCUGCAAGGCGUAAAAGAUACUAAAAAGACAGAAAGUCCAAAACAAAAAACGACAUCGUCGCUAUUCAAUAAACGACCGAUCGUUCAACCUUUAUUCCUCUUCAAAAAAACAAGAAAUUAAAAAAGAAAAGAAAUU
This is a messenger RNA of Daphnia pulicaria, 1025 nucleotides long. RefSeq names its product ras-related protein Rab-11A-like (gene Rab11). Lineage: Eukaryota; Metazoa; Arthropoda; Branchiopoda; Diplostraca; Daphniidae. The record is from RefSeq and is a predicted model, not a curated record. Gene Ontology annotation, biological process: exocytosis. Gene Ontology annotation, molecular function: GTP binding; GTPase activity. Bases 256 to 903 code for a protein of 215 amino acids. The transcript has 6 exons. Gene Ontology annotation, cellular component: recycling endosome.